Necator americanus (New World hookworm) is the source of this 267-nucleotide messenger RNA. RefSeq lists its product as uncharacterized. The record is from RefSeq and is a predicted model, not a curated record. The coding region runs from base 1 to 267 and encodes 88 amino acids. The transcript has 3 exons. Lineage: Eukaryota; Metazoa; Nematoda; Chromadorea; Rhabditida; Ancylostomatidae.
AUGUGCACAAAACUGCAAAUUAUUAGGACACCUGUGCUUGGCUACCUUUGGCCUAGGGUAUGCCACAACGAAGACCUUUACGCAGAGAUUAAUGUGGUAGUAGUUCACGAGCAUCUACCCAAACGAGCACCACCAAGCCCCGAUCCACGAACAGUAAUAAACGAAGAUGUGGUGGAAGAUGAUCGUUCACCUUAUCCUCCUUAUGCAAUGAAUAGAGUAGGAUAUCUAAUGCUAAUUAGAUAUCCUACUCUAUUCAUCAUCAUCUAA